This is a messenger RNA of Tribolium castaneum (red flour beetle), 890 nucleotides long. RefSeq names its product L-xylulose reductase. Lineage: Eukaryota; Metazoa; Arthropoda; Insecta; Coleoptera; Tenebrionidae. The transcript is spliced from 5 exons. Gene Ontology annotation, molecular function: L-xylulose reductase (NADPH) activity; carbonyl reductase (NADPH) activity. The record is from RefSeq and is a predicted model, not a curated record. Bases 84 to 818 code for a protein of 244 amino acids. Gene Ontology annotation, biological process: glucose metabolic process; xylulose metabolic process.
UUCAAAUGAAAUUAUCUAAUCUUGUUUAAUUUCAAAUCAAAAAUUUUAGUUUAGUUUCUAAAACACAGUGUCUUAACACAGUCAUGGAAAUUAACUUCAAGGGUAAAAGGGCUCUAGUUACAGGAGCUGGCUCCGGUAUUGGACGAGCCCUUGCCCUUAAACUGGCCCAAUGUGGUGCCACUGUCUUAGCAAUCGACCUAUCUUCUACUGCUUUAGAAACACUGAAACAGGAAAUACCGAACGGAGAAUUCGCCGCUGUUGACAUUUCCAACUGGGAAGCAACAAACACCACCCUUAGAAAACUCCUCCCAAUUGACCUUUUAGUGAACAAUGCUGGCAUAGCGUUCACUGACCCCUUGGAGUCAAUCACACAAGAACAAUGCGACAGGAUAUUUGCUGUCAACGUUAAAGCUUUGAUAAACAUCACCAAGACUGUGAUAAGCGACAUGGUUGCCAGGAAAUCACCCGGCGCCAUAGUCAACAUCUCGUCCCAAGCCUCCAAAGCAGCCCUUUUGAACCACUCGCUCUACUGUGCCACCAAAGGCGCAGUCGAUGCUUUCACAAGGGCUGUGGCCCUUGAAUUCGGCCCUUGCAACAUCAGGAUAAACUGCGUGAACCCUACUGUUGUUAUGACAGAUCUGGGCAGAAAAAUUUGGAGUGACCCGAAAAUGGGCGGCCCUAUGUUGGCCAAAAUUCCCUUAAAUCGGUUUGCCGAAAUUGAGGAUGUGGUUGAUGGUGUCUUGUUUUUAUUGAGUGAUAAGGCGCAAAUGAUCACAGGGAGUUGCGUCCCCAUUGAUGGGGGAUUUUUGGCGUGUUAGACAACACCAGUAAUGUAAAUAAAAAAUAAAUAAAUAAAAUUUUAGUUGUAAAUUAGAAGAGACUCAAAUUGU